UGUCUUGCUUUGUGAAUUUCUAAAAAGACCUUUGAGAUUGAUCAUUGUUCAAUAUCUUCACCUUUUAUUCUAGGACGCCAAAUAACCCAGAAAUAUAUCCAAAUAUGUUUUGCUUUUGUAUUUUUAUAUUUCUUACGCAGAUAUUGGUUUCCACUUUAAAAGUUUUCCCCAUAGAGAGAUGCCCUGAAGAUCAAACUGAAGUGGAAGAAGCCUCAGAGAGACUUAAUUGUUCCUUUGGUUAUGACAAGUUUACGAAUGAGUAUCACUGUGUACCCUUCUCAAAUCUUACACAACUUGUCGAGUUUUGUUAUCCGAAAACAAGUGGAUUGAUAGGAAAAGGUAUCUGUAUGAUCCUUGAAGGAGAUACAUUGGAUGCUCGGAAGUGUAACCUUUUUACGAAUGGCUGUCCUGACACACAUUAUACUUCUGAGAAAAUGUACAAAUUUCCUUCUUGUUCACGCAUCAACAGAGAAUCCAAGUGUUACCUGGCUUUACCGUCUUGUCCUCCUGGUCAUAAUAGACAAGUUUCAUCUAAUAGCAGUGACGUUCAUAUGGCAACAACUAUGGAACCGAUCAUCAUGGAUACGAACAUAGAACCGUGGGUUAUAGUUUUAGCAAUAAUCAUUCCAGUCGCAGCUCUUCUGUGUUUAACAGCAUUAGUUUAUUGUAAGAUCAAAUCAGCACGGAAAAGAACCAGGGAGAAUGAAGAUAAAGUAAAAGCUACAGAAAUGAAGAGCCUUAUAACACACGAAAAUAGCCAAGGAAUUAGUGAGAAUUGCCAAAAUAUGGAAGAGAAAGGUCCUUUGAAGAAGUUUUACAGCAAAGGAGGUUCUACCGUUCCGUUUGCCAAACUCAGUGACGAUCUGGCAAAAAAUUUCCCAAAACAUAAACUUAAGAGACUGAAACAUUUUAUCAUUGGGUUGGAGGCAGUUAAUGCAGAAUCAAUAGAGAAGGUGAAAUCUGCCAGGGAUCUGUUCAUGCUUCUUCAAAAGGAAAAACUCUUCACAAGGACAGACGUGAUUUUUAUGCAGUCUGUUUUCAUACCGACUGGAUGUGAAGAAUUGAAUGAGAAAUGCAUUGAAUAUGCUACAAAAAAUGAGGCGUUAUGUUUCUAUAAAAAACGUCCAGACAAUGGAUAUAAGCCUGUCAAGUUCCAUGUGGAUGAGGACAUUGAGAAAUACUCAAAAGAGGAUGUCCGGAAGAUCAGGGAAACUGUUGCUGCUGUACUGGGAUGCAAAUGUGAUGAUGUUCUGUUAGGCGGAAUUGAUCACAGUCCAAGCUUUUUUGUUGUUUUAGCCAUCAAGGAAACAUUCGUUAGCAAUAUUUCCCAAAUGGAUCAGCACCAUAAAAAAGCACUUUGCAAUUUAAAAGUAGACUUCUAUAUAUUGGACGGCAAAACCUACAAAACUGAUAGUCGUCCUAAAGAUGACACUAACCUAAAAAGAACCCCAGAAAACAUUCAAGCUGGUCAUCUGAUUUGCCUUUCCAAAGAAACAACUAUUGUCGUGCAAGAACGGGUCUUAAAAGUAGAAGAAGAAAUACUUGAGUUAAGGUCUGAUGUACAAGAACAAGUCACUGAUGUACAAGAACAAGUCACUGAUGUAAAAGAACAAGAUUCUGAUGUACAAGAACAAGUCUCUGAUGUACAAGAACAACUCUCUGAUGUACAAGAACAACUCUCUGAUGUACAAGAACAAGUCACUGAUGUAAAAGAACAAGUCUCUGAUGUACAAGAACAAGUCACUGAUGUACAAGAACAAGUCACUGAUGUACAAGAACAAGUCACCGAUGUACAAGAACAAGUCACUGAUGUACAAGAACAAGCCACCGAUGUACAAGAACAAGUUACUGAUGUACAAGAACAAGUAUCUGAUGUACAAGAAGAAGUAUCUGAUGUACAAGAACAAGUUACUGAUCUACAAGAACAAGUUACCGAUGUACAAAAACAAGUUACUGAUGUAGAAGAACAAGUUACUGAUGUACAAGAACAAGUAUCUGAUGAACAAGAACAGGUCACCGAUGUACAAGAACAAGUACCUGAUGUAGAAGAACAAGUUACUGAUGUUCAAGAACAAGUUACUGAUGUACAAGAACAAGUACCUGGUGUACAAGAACAAAUCUCUGGUGUAGAAGAACAAGUCUCUCCUGUAGAAGAAGAAGACACUGAUGUAAAAGAAGAAGUUACUGAUCUACAAGAACAAGUAUCUGGUGUACAAGAACAAGUUACUGAUGUAAAAGAACAAGUCUCUGGUGUACAAAAACAAGUUACUGAUGUAAAAGAACAAUUCUCUGAUGUACAAGAACAAGUUACUGAUGUAGAAGAACAAGUCACUGAUGUACCAGAACAAGUCACUGAUGUACAAGAACAAGUCACAGAUGUACAAGAGCAAGUUACUGAUGUACAAGAACAAGUUACUGAUGUACAAGAACAAGUAUCUGAUGUACAAGAACAAGUCACUCAUGUACAAGAACAAGUCACAGAUGUACAAGAGCAAGUUACUGAUGUACAAGAACAAGUUACCGAUGUACAAGAACAAGUAUCUGGUGUAGAAGAACAAAUCUAUGGUGUACAAGAACAAGUCACUGAUGUACAAGAACAAGUUACUGAUGUACAAGAACAAGUUACUGAUGUACAAGAACAAGCAUCUGGUGUACAAGAACAAGUCACUGAUGUACAAGAACAAGUCUCUGAUGUACAAGAACAAGUCUCUGAUGUACAAGAACAAGUCACUGAUGUACAAGAACAAGUUACUGAUGUAGAAGAACAAGUAACUGAUGUACAAGAACAAGUCACUGAUGUACAAGAACAAGUCAUUGAAUCACAAGAACAACUCACUGACGUACAAGAACAAGUCUCUGAUGUACCAGAACAAAUCACUGAUGUACAAGAACAAGUCACUGAUGUAGAAGAACAAGUAUCUGAUGUACAAGAACAAGUAUCUGAUGUACAAGAACAAGUCUCUGAUCUACAAGAACAAGCCACUAAUGUAGAAGAACAAGUUACUGAUGUACAAGAACAAGUCUCUGAUGUACAAGAACAAGUCUCUGAUGUACAAGAACAAGUUACUGAUGUACAAGAACAAGUCACUGAUGUACAAGAACAAAUCACUGAUGUACAGGAACAAGUCUCUGAUGUACAAGAACAAGUCUCUGAUGUACAAGAACAAGUUACUGAUGUAGAAGAACAAGUCACUGAUGUACAAGAACAAGUCACUGAUGUACAAGAACAAGUCACCGAUGUACAAAAACAAGUCACUGAUGUACAAGAACAAGCCACCGAUGUACAAGAACAAGUUACUGAUGUAGAAGAACAAGUUACUGAUGUACAAGAACAAGUAUCUGAUGUACAAGAACAAGUCACUGAUGUACAAGAACAAGUACUUGAUGUAGAAGAACAAGUUACUGAUGUUCAAGAACAAGUUACUGAUGUACAAGAACAAGUAUCUGAUGUACAAGAACAAAUCUCUGGUGUAGAAGAACAAGUUUCUGAUGUAGAAGAAGAAGUCACUGAUGUAAAAGAAGAAGUUACUGAUCUACAAGUAUCUGGUGUACAAGAACAAGUUACUGAUGUAAAAGAACAAGUCUCUGGUGUACAAGAACAAGUUACUGAUGUAAAAGAACAAGUCUCUGAUGUACAAGAACAAGUUACUGAUGUAGAAGAACAAGUCACUGAUGUACCAGAACAAGUCACUGAUGUACAAGAACAAGUCUCUGAUGUACAAGAACAAGUCACUCAUGUACAAGAACAAGUCUCUGAUGUACAAGAACAAAUCACUGAUGUACAAGAACAAGUCACUGGUGUACAAGAACAAUUAUCUGGUGUACAAGAACAAGUCUCUGAUGUACAAGAACAAGUCACUGAUGUACAAGAACAAUUCACUGAUGUACAAGAACAAGUUACUGAUCUACAAGAACAAGUUUCUGAUGUACAAGAAGAAGUUACUGAUGUACAAGAACAAGUUAUUGAUGUACAAGAACAAGUCACUGAUGUAGAAGAACAAGUAUCUGAUUUACAAGAACAAGUCACUGAUGUAGAAGAACAAGUAUCUGAUGUACAAGAACAAGUUACUGAUGUACAAAAACAAGUCACUGAUGUACAAGAACAAGUAUCUCAUGUACAAGAACAAGUUACUGAUGUACAAGAACAAGUUACUGAUCUACAAGAACAAGUUUCUGAUGUACAAGAAGAAGUUACUGAUGUACAAGAACAAGUUACUGAUGUACAAGAACAAGUCACUGAUGUAGAAGAACAAGUAUCUGAUUUACAAGAACAAGUCACUGAUGUAGAAGAACAAGUAUCUGAUGUACAAGAACAAGUUACUGAUGUACAAAAACAAGUCACUGAUGUACAAGAACAAGUAUCUCAUGUACAAGAACAAGUUACUGAUGUACAAGAACAAGUUACUGAUGUACAAGAACAAGUUUCUGAUGUAGAAGAAGAAGUCACUGAUGUAAAAGAAAAAGUUACUGAUCUACAAGUAUCUGGUGUACAAGAACAAGUUACUGAUGUAAAAGAACAAGUCGCUGGUGUACAAGAACAAGUUACUGAUGUAAAAGAACAAGUCUCUGAUGUACAAGAGCAAGUUACUGAUGUAGAAGAACAAGUCACUGAUGUACCAGAACAAGUCACUGAUGUACAAGAACAAGUCACAGAUGUACAAGAGCAAGUUACUGAUGUACAAGAACAAGUUACUGAUGUACAAGAACAGGUCACUGAUGUACAAGAACAAGUAUCUGAUGUACAAGAACAAGUUACCGAUGUACAAGAACAAGUAUCUGCUGUAGAAGAACAAAUCUAUGGUGUACAAGAACAAGUCUCUGAUGUACAAGAACAAGUUACUGAUGUACAAGAACAAGUUACUGAUGUACAAGAACAAGCAUCUGGUGUACAAGAACAAGUCACUCAUGUACAAGAACAAGUCUCUGAUGUACAAGAACAAGUCACUGAUGUACAAGAACAAGUCUCUGAUGUACAAGAACAAGCCACUGAUGUAGAAGAACAAGUUACUGAUGUACAAGAACAAGUUACUGAUGUACAAGAACAAGUCUCUGAUGUACAAGAACAAGUCUCUGAUGUACAAGAACAAGUUACUGAUGUACAAGAACAAUUUACUGAUGUAGAAGAACAAGUCACUGAUGUACAAGAACAAGUAUCUAAUGUACAAGAACAAGUCUCUGAUGUACAAGAACAAACCACUGAUGUACAAGAACAAGUAUCUGAUGUACAAGAACAAGUUACAGAUGUACAAAAACAAGUAACUGAUGUACAAGAACAAGUCACUGAUGUAAAAGAACAAGUAUCUGAUGUACAAGAACAAGUUACUGAUGUACAAGAACAAGCCACUGAUGUACAAGAACAAGUUACUGAUAUACAAGAAGAAGUUACUGAUGUACAAGAAAAAGUAUCUGAUGUACAAGAACAAGUCUCUGAUGUACAAGAACAAGUCUCUGAUGUACAAGAACAAGCCACUGAUGUAGAAGAACAAGUUUUUGAUGUACAAGAACAAGUCACUGAUGUAAAAGAACAAGUUUUGGAUGUAGAAGAACAAGUAUCUGAUGUAGAAGAACAAGUAUCUGAUGAGUUAGGAAAUAAGGAUAUAGUGGUCGAGCUGGUACAGGCAGGGGCUGAAGUCAAUUUACAAAGCAAAAAUGGGAUUACACCACUGAUAACUACAUGUAAGAGAGGAAACAUUAGUAUAUUGGAACAGCUAGUGAACGCAGGUGCUGAUGUCAAUCUACGGGAUAGAUGGGGGAAUACACCACUGGAAACUGCUUUAAGAACUUACUCUUUAGCAAUGAUAAGAUAUUUAGUGGAACAUGGAGCUGACUUGGUUACUCAGGUAGAUAUCUGUAUGUCACCAAUAUAUAGAGCAUUAAUACUGCACAGAGUAGACGUUAUGAAAUAUUGUAUACAGGAACAAAACAAAAUCAUUUCUGGCCAAUUUAGUGGGAAUGUACACCUAUUUAACUCUCUGGUGGACAUCAGACAUGCUGGAGUUAAAACAGACAGUAAGGACGAUGUGGUGAUGACAGACAAAUCGAUGUGGCGUAUUGAUAGAAAGAGAGAAUUGUUGAAUAUAAUGAGGGAAGGAAACUGUGAUUUACUAAGUCAUCUGGUGUUUAUGGGUCUUGAUGUUAAUCAACAGAUCUAUGAGUCUGCUAAGUCUUAUCCGAAACCUCUGUUGCAUUCACUGAUAAAUGAAUUGUAUGUUAGUGAUAGAAUAAAGAAAGUGAGGAUUCUGCUGGAGGCAGGGGCAGAUGUCAAUGUCCUGGUGAAAUAUAGAGAGUAUACAUUUGUGAAUAGAAAUGAUGUGGUACAUGUUGCGAUAGACCCGAAAGUUAUGUCUGCUCUAGAGAGGACGAGACAAUUGGUGUGCAUUCACAGUGAUGAUAAAUUUUGUUGGAACUUAGAAAGAGCGACAGAGUACAAGAGAGUCAUGUGUGAGAUAAAGAAACAUGUCAGAAGACAUUCUGUAUAGUCCCUGAUAGAAUUGUAGAGAGAUGUUAUUACUGAAUACAAGCAUUAAAGCACAUUUCAGAAGACACUCUGUAUAGUCCCUGAUAGAAUUGUAGAGAUAUGUUGUUAAUGAGAACAAGAAAGUGAUGUGUGAGAUAACGAAACAUGUCAGAAGACACUUUGUAUAGACCUGAUAGAUUUGUAGAGAGAUGUUGUUACUUAGUACAGGAGAGUGAUGUGUGAGAUAAAGAAAUAUGUUAGAAGACAUUCUGUAUAGUUCCUGAUAGAACUGUAGAAAGAAAUUGUUACUGAGUACAAGAGAUAAAGAAACAUGUCAGAAGACACUCUGUAUAGUCCCUGAUAGAAUUGUAGAGCGAAGUUGUUACUGAGUACAAGAGAUAAAGAAAGAAACAUGUCUGUCAGAAAACACUCUGUAUAGUCCCUGAUAGAAUUGUAGAGAGAUGUUGUUACUGAGUACAAGAAAGUGAUGUGUGAGAUAAAAAAAACAUGACAACACAACGGAAACAGAUUACUACGUCUUAUCCAAAACCUUUAUUGUAUUCAAUGUGGGAUGUUAGUGAUAGACUAGAGAAAGUGAUGAUUUUACUGAAGGCUGGGGCAGAUGUCAAUGGUCUGGUGAGGUAUAGAAAGUAUGAUUUUCUGUUAGACAUGAUGAAGUAUAGAUGUAGGAUGGACAUAUGUCAGUGUUCUGAUGAUAUAUAGAGAGUAUGACUCUGUGUCAAACAGGGAAGGUGUGUCUGCUCUAGAAAGAAUGAGGCGAGUGAUGUGUGAGUACAAUGAUAGUGAAGAUUUGUUUGACAGGAAGUACAAGAAAGUGCUUGAUAAAGAAACAUGUCAGAAGACAAUCUGUAUAGUGUUUGAUAGGUGUAUAUAAUAUAAUAUAUACGGAUUAAUGAUAUACUGGUACUUUGUCAGUAGAUUUACUGACUAUACAACCUGAUAAUUUACUAGAUUUAUCUUUGUACAUAACACUUCUCAAUGAAUUAUCCCAGACAUCGCUAUACAUGUAUGUGUUGUGUAGAUUAUUGAUAUAAUUGCAGUGUACAGUAUUGAUGAAAUUGUAGUGUAAACUAUUGUAGUGUAAAUCAUUGAUAAAAUUGUAGUGUAAAUUAUUGAUAGAAUUGUAGUGUAAAUCAUUGAUAGAAGUGUAGUGUAAAUCAUUGAUAUAAUUGUAGAGUAAAUCAUUGCAGUGUAAAUUAUUGAUAGAAUUAUGGGGUAAAUCAUUGAUAGAAUUAUAGUGUAAAUUAUUGAUAGAAUUGUAGUGUAAAUCAUUGAUAGAAUUACAGUGUAAAUUAUUGAUAGAAUUAUAGUGCAAAGCAUUGAUUUAACCAUCCCUAUAACAAUUGGCAAGCAUGCGUUAUUCAUGCAAUAGCAAUAUUUCAAAUUUCUUCAUAUCUAUCCUUCAAAUUCUUGUAAAAUUUGGCAUGAAGCAUUUUCGGGAUAUGGGGAACAUAAAUUGUAUAUUUCAGGAAUCCUGCUUUCUUUGAGCCUUAGGUUCGGAACAAAAAUUGCCAAAACAUUUUCGAUUUUUAAGAAAUAUUCCUCUUUACAUCUACUCAUGUGUGAGAGAAACUAAACACAUAGUCAUAUACUGUAGGAUGACCUUAACCAAACUGGCAAAUUUCACGAUCCCUGAGGUAAAGGCUCGGACGCCAGGUGGCGUCAAACUUGGUGUAUAGUGUUUAUGUGUAAAAUAUCUAAAUUAUAUCUACAUAAAGUCUUUUUGAUGUUGUUGAUACUAAAGUGAAAGUAGAUUGAUAUUUAGAAGAGACAUUAUUUGUCGAAAUGCGCAUCUGGUGCAUCAAAAUUGGUACCGUAUACGUUUUAUAUCAUGUAACAUUUUGCCAAAAUUGUUAAUUUUAUUACUCCGGAGUUAGGAGUUAGGAGUUUUUGUUCCAGAAUGGGGGCGAUAAUCAUGAUAGUGAUUAUUUUAUUUAUGGUUCCCUGAUACUUUUACUGUAUAAAAGUAAAUCCAUUUUUAGGAUUAACAGGAUGAAUGUCCCAAAAUUGUAAUUUCAAAAUCCCAAAAUUCUGAAUUCAAGGCAGAUCCAAAAUAGUCAUAUAGUGUUAAUAUUACAUACAUGUUGUAUAUUAUGUGAAGUCAGUAUCAGUAUGGGCACAUUGUGGGGUAACAUUUGUUUGAAAAACAGGUGUUGUUGUGUAUUCCAGCUGAAUAUUAAGAUUUAGCUUAGAUAAGCAUUGAUUUCAAAGCCCAUGGAGCUACAUCGAAAUUCUUUUUUUUCUUAAUUUUCGUGUACAUGUAUCUGUUAUUGAUAAAAUUAAUACAUGUAUUUAAUAAUGUCGCCAAUCAUCACAUUGUUAAAUAUGAAUUGCAUGUUUCGAUAAUACUGAUAUACUUGAAAAUAAUGAUCUGUGUUUUUUAUUAUUUUUUAUUAUCCUCUGAUGAGUCUGAUGUUGAAUAUCACAUAAUAAUUAGCUGUUGUACGACUUUUAAUUACCUGUGAUGAGUUUGAUGUUGAAUAUCACAUAAUAAUUAGCUGUGGUAUGAGUUUUAAUUAUCCUGUGAUGAGUUUGAUGUUGAAUAUCACAUAAUAAUUAGCUGUAGUACGACUUUUAAUUAUACUGUGAUGAGUUUGAUGUUGAGUAUCACAUAAUAAUGAGCUAUGGAACGACUUUUGAUUAUUCUGUGGUAGAUUUGAUGUUGAAUAUCAUAUAUAAUAAAAAAGGAGAUAUG
Messenger RNA from Ostrea edulis (European flat oyster), 9173 nucleotides. RefSeq names its product GRIP and coiled-coil domain-containing protein 2-like. The record is from RefSeq and is a predicted model, not a curated record. Gene Ontology annotation, biological process: septin ring assembly; signal transduction. Bases 105 to 6479 code for a protein of 2124 amino acids. The transcript is spliced from 9 exons. NCBI's taxonomy places the organism in Eukaryota, Metazoa, Mollusca, Bivalvia, Ostreida, Ostreidae. Gene Ontology annotation, molecular function: protein binding. Gene Ontology annotation, cellular component: septin ring; membrane.